AUGGCGUCCAACACACCGCUGCGCGAUCCGUUUGCUACCGAAGACGACGAACCACCACGCUCAGGUGCGGGUCGACCACCUCCACGCACCUCCCGAUUCGGCGCACCAGGUCCCACGCCAUCGCUACGAGCCACACCGCCCACUCAGCCGUCGUCACGACCGCAUGGAUCGCUCGGCGCACCGCGGUCACUCGGCCUCUCGCUAGGAGUGCCGCGCUCGCGCAUGGUCAGAACUAAUGCUGUCGAGCAUUCCGAGGCGGAUGGAGGGCGCAGGACGGUGCAGACGGACGAUGCGGUGCGUGCCACCGACUCGGACGCACUGCUCUCGCGACUCUCGGCGCUGCGUCUGGGCUAUCUUUCCCCCGAGCCGUACACGCAGGAGUUUGCAGCGGCAAGCGCGUCGAGCGCGCGAGGGAUGCAAGAUUCAGCGGCGCGCAGGUCGCCGCUCAUCAACAUCGGCACGUUCCUGCGAUGCAGCACCAUCGACCAGCACGUCGAGACGUUCCUCAUGGCCGGCACGGGCAGGAAGCAGAUCAUCUCGAUAGGCGCAGGUAGCGACAGCAGGUACUGGCGCAUCAUGUCGGAUGCACGACUGGCGGGGCAGCUGCAGCAGUACAUCGAGGUGGACUUUGCCGAAAACGUGCAGCACAAGCUAGCAUGCAUCCGCAAGAGCAGUGUGCUCCAGUCGCUUCUCGACGCACCUCCAUCCGACGCGAGGCAGCGCGACGAGCAAGGCAGAUGCGUGCUUCGGUCGUCUAAAUACUCGCUGCUUGCUGCCGACGUGCGUCUGCUCCACCCGGACACGCCGGAGGCGGAUCGGAUCGAGGCAGACAGCGUGUUCGGAGGGCUGGACGCGAGCCUGCCUACGCUGGUGCUGUUCGAGUGUGUGCUGGCGUACAUCGAGCCGUCGCGCGCCGACUGGCUGCUCGCGCACCUCGGCGAGCGAUUUGCGCGCAUCGAGGCGGUGAGCUACGACAUUGCGCUGGCGAGCGAUUCCGACGCCUCGUCAGCGUCGAGGUUCGGCGAGGUGAUGCUGGGCAAUCUCGAGCGACGCGGGUUGGAGAUGGCUGGAGCGAAAGCGUAUGCGACGAUAUCGGCGCAGAGCCGCCGCUUCGUAUCGGCAUGGAUCGGCGAUGGAUGCAAGACGCCGCAAGUGGAAGCCACGAGUCUGUAUGCAAUCUGGACCGCGCUGCCGGCGAGUCAGAAACAAAGAUUGUCGCGGCUCGAGGGGUUGGAUGAGCUGGAGGAGUUUGAUCUGCUGCUUCGGCACUACUGCAUUGUACGUGCGUAUCGCGAAUAA
Moesziomyces antarcticus is the source of this 1299-nucleotide messenger RNA. Its product is annotated as leucine carboxyl methyltransferase. Bases 1 to 1299 code for a protein of 432 amino acids. The record is from RefSeq and is a predicted model, not a curated record. Lineage: Eukaryota; Fungi; Basidiomycota; Ustilaginomycetes; Ustilaginales; Ustilaginaceae. Gene Ontology annotation, biological process: C-terminal protein methylation. The transcript has 4 exons. Gene Ontology annotation, molecular function: protein C-terminal leucine carboxyl O-methyltransferase activity.